AUGGCAUCGAUACUCGGCACCUCGGCCGUGCUACAGGGCAUGGCCGACGCCCUACCAACACACCAACAGGCCGACGACAGCUCCGACCUGGCGAGCUCCUAUGAAGCCAUCGCCUUGCUCGUCCAUGCAUACCUGGCCGCUCUUGGCUUCCGACUCCGCGGGUUCGACCAAGAUAAAGUAAUACCCGACUGCGAGUCCCUUGCGCCUCGCCUCCCGCCCAAAUGGAACUCUGGCUUCGGCUCCCUCAGUUUCGUCUACAAACACAAACAGUCCUCGAUGGACUUUGUGUUCCGGAUCGACCGAAUGGGUGCCAAAGUCGAAGUCCGCGGCCUGGCCGUUGGCGACGAAAACAUCCACCGGUUCGAGCGCACCGUGCGCGACAUUGUCAACUCGGCGGCUCUCCCUGUGCGCAUAACCAUGACUGAAGGGCAAGAAGACCGCUCCGACCUGGUCGAGAAGCUGCGCAACGUGUUUGUCUCGGGAGAGGCAAUAUCCGAUUUACUGAAUGACCUCAAGGUCAAAAUCGUCCAGAAGCUCAUCCCAAAGCUCCAGAGCGAAGGCUACGUUGAGACAGAAGACGCCGAGGAAGCAGCUCGUUCGGAACGCCGGGGCCAGGAACGGCGGAACCCCCAGCGUCCGUUCGAUCCGUCUGUCGAGCCGAAUAUUCCUUACCACCCUCCUGGGCCCCUUCCCCAGAUGGCUAGGCCCCGGCCUGGAGCUCCCGUGGGCGACUUCCCGCCUCCUGGGUUCGAGGACGAAUACGAGAUAAAUCGGCCGCCCCGCGGCAACCCGAUAGCCAUGCCCGGCGGCCGACACCCAUUCAAUAUCGGCCACGACGACUUGAACCCCCCGGGGCUGGGGCCGCAUGAUCCUCUUCGAGGCUCGUUCGUCCCGGGCGGCCUGCCACGUCCGGUAGCACCCAGCGGGAUGCACCCAACAUUUGACGACCCCCUGUUUACCGGCCAGGGCGGCAACGGCGAUUAUGGGGGCUACGAUCCGCAAGCCCCCCCCGGUGCGCGAUGGGAUCCUGUCGGGCCAGGCGGCACGCCGAGAUUCCCCGGGCCAGGCCAAGGACCAGGCAGCGGCCCCUUUAGCGGAUCUGGAGGCUUUGGCGGAGGACAUAUUAUCUGA
Metarhizium acridum CQMa 102 is the source of this 1131-nucleotide messenger RNA. RefSeq lists its product as uncharacterized. The record is from RefSeq and is a predicted model, not a curated record. Gene Ontology annotation, biological process: proteasome-mediated ubiquitin-dependent protein catabolic process. Gene Ontology annotation, molecular function: proteasome binding; endopeptidase inhibitor activity. Lineage: Eukaryota; Fungi; Ascomycota; Sordariomycetes; Hypocreales; Clavicipitaceae.